AACUGCCUCAGUUUGAACUGUGCCAUAAAAAUGCCGGUGUAAAAUAGUCCCUUAAAACUAAACUUGUUUACUGUUUAGUAUUCUUUUUUUUCUAAAAUGUACAUGUAUUGAGAUUUAAUAAGAAGUAGUAAUGAUUGAAAAAUAAUAGAGUUACUACAGGAUAUAACAAUAACAUAAUGUAACUUUAGAGCUUUGAUUUUAUUUUAAUUUAGUUUUAUUUGAUUUUCUCAAUUCUUUAACAUUAUUGUAUGUAAUUAAAUACAUGAAUUUAAAUCUUUUCCACAGGUCAGAAUAAGAAUAGAUACGUACUAGCCUACUUGUCAUGGCCUACGAUGAUUGGAUCGCAUAGAAAUAUCAAAUACAUGAUGCAAUUAUCAGGACAUACAAGGUGUUUGAUCGACGCGGGAUUUGGAACGAUAAAGAAGUUGUAUCGGCGUUCAAAUUGUGAUACUCUCCAACACGUGACGGAAGUAGUGCAGAAGUCAGCACACAGUAAUGUUCCCGUUACUUAUGGUGAAUGGAUGUGGAAAGGCUGGAAGGUGUUCCUCGCAGACAGAUUCAAAAAAGUACCGAACAUCUCAAAAUAUCACCACUUCCGUUACACGUCACUCGAACCCGGUAUAGUAUACAUGAAGGUAGCUGCAGAUGAUACUAAUGAAACACGAUUUGUAAUUUGUAAGACGAACUAUUUACAAAUGGAUAGAAAUGACCUUCCAUCUGUCAUACAUCCUGCAGGAUUAAGCCGGGAACGUCAGACGUACUUAUACCAUCACGUCAGACCACUUGUGAGACGCCCGUUCCAAGAUGUUCUUUGCCCAGUUCCCCCGUCAAGCGAUGGGCAGUGAUUAGUUAUACAAAUUUCUGUACACUAGUUCCUAAGGUAUCAAGUGUCAAGGAUAUAUUUAAGCUGGUGUAUCUCAUGAUAAACUUACUAUUCUGUGUACAGUGGUGAUUUUGAGUAUUUACUGUUGUGCUUCUACGAUCACAGCGUUUUCGUAGUAACUUAUAUUUGUGACUUAUUAUCAUUAAUGUAAAAUUUUAAUGUUUUUUUUUUAGAUAAAUUUGAUAAUUACAGAAAAAGAUAAUUUUGGAUGAG
This is a messenger RNA of Ruditapes philippinarum (Manila clam), 1096 nucleotides long. RefSeq lists its product as uncharacterized. The record is from RefSeq and is a predicted model, not a curated record. Bases 333 to 845 code for a protein of 170 amino acids. The transcript has 2 exons. NCBI's taxonomy places the organism in Eukaryota, Metazoa, Mollusca, Bivalvia, Venerida, Veneridae.